AUGGACACCAAGUCCCUCUUUGAAUACUAUCAAUCUGAGCAAACUUCAGAACAUCUCCAAGAGAGUGGAGGAAGCGGAGGGUUGCCCGUCAGUCGGUAUAGGAGCGCAGGACACAAUCUAGACCGUAAAGCUCUUCUUCCAUAUUCGAGAUAUCCAGCAGAGCUUCUAUUGCCUUUGCCUUAUUCCAUGCACAGCUACCCGUUCUCCAAGUAUUCGAGAAGCACCUUGAGUUCGCUAAUGUUUUGUGGGCUCAAUGCUACACCCGAGAUCGAAGAAAAACUUCAUUAUCCAAGGCAAACUCAAGGGCUCAAUUAUACUAUCAUGUCUUCGAUAAAAAGAAAAAGAGCUGCGCUUGGCCAGCCUUUAACACAUUUGAAGAUCCAUGAUCAAACGCCAACAAAGUCCGAUAAAAGCUCUGAUAAAGCCAUAGAAGCAUCAUCUGUAUCCAAGACUUCAAUUUAUAGAUCACAGCCAGAACUUGAUCAAAACAUUAGCAAGAAAAUGCCCUCGAUUAAUUAUGCAAUAAUACAGCCAUCGAAUCCAAAAAUACUUAAAGUUGCUAUUAUGGGUGCUCCUAAUGCAGGCAAAUCAACACUGCUAAAUUCACUACUUGGUGAAACUGUUUCCAUAGUAUCGGACAAAGCACAUACAACUCGGCAACGUACCGCCGCAAUACUAACAGAAGGAAACUAUCAGAUAGUAAGUGCAGAAUUACCCGACAGGUGUAUCACUUUCUUCUAUCAUAAGAUAUUUCUCGAUACACCAGGGGUAGUCCCAGGAAAAAAUAAACAUCGAUUGAAUAGAGAGCUUGUUAAUGCGGCAUGGCAUGCACUACAAGAAGCUGACCAUCUGUUGGUUGUCAUUGAUGCAUUCAGAGCAUCGACAAAAUCCACAUACACUGAAGAAACUAUGUUUGAUCGUUUGAAUCGGCAUAGCAUUCCUGCCACAUUAUGUUUCAACAAAAUUGACAUGUUGGGAAGCCAAAGGGAUCAAGAUAAAUUGAGCCAGAAAUAUCAUCACCUUUACAAUAAUAUCAAAGAGACUUUAUUUAUUUCUGCGUUACAUCUGGAAAAUGUGAAUGAACUCAAGGCGAAACUUUUCUCUUAUACUUACUCCCACAAAUGGCUCUAUUCGUCAUCCCAAAAAGUCGAUAUGAGUGAAAUAAAACGAGUCGAGGAAUUCAUACGGGCAGAAUUUUUUGAUAGAUUUUAUGAUUACAUUCCAUACAUGAUUAAGCUUAAUAAUUUAUGGAUGGAAGAGCAGGGUGAUGGUAGGCUCAAAAUAGUGGAAGAAAUACAAUUGGAAAGAGAUUCCCAAGAGAAAAUAGUGGUAGGCAAAAAUGGGAACGUAAUCAAAGAGAUUACAGCUGCUGCAAAAUCAAACAUCGAACGUGCGUUAGGGAAGUCGGUUGAUUUGUAUCUGAAAAAAAAGAGACGUACUCAUGUUCGUCCUAGUGAUACUCCUCUCCCGAACGCGCCGGUAAUACCGCAUUCCUUUGUCAUAAAAUCAGGAAAAGUUGGUAAAUCGGUGUCUGGCCUUGUGAGGGAUAUUCGCCGUGUUAUGGAACCUAAUACUGCGACCAAAUUACGAGAACGCAAACGCAACAAAUUGAAAGACUUUGUCGCCAUGGCCGGUCCCCUGGGCGUUACCCAUAUUUUAAUCUUAACUCAAACAGAAACUGGUACUAAUCUUCGGAUUGCUCGAUGCCAACGGGGACCUACACUUUGUUUUCGGGUGACAAAGUUUGCCUUGAUAUCUGAUGUGCUCCAUGAACAGAAACACGCCAAGAGCCCUGGAACAGAAUAUUUGACCCCGCCAUUGCUAGUGUUAAAUGGAUUCGACGGAGAAGAGAAGCAAAUGAAGUUGAUGACAACCAUGUUUCAGAACAUGUUUUCGCCUAUAAAUGUCAAAACGAUGAAUCUCUCUGAAGCGAGACGAGUUGUGUUAUUAAACUACAACCGUGAUACAAAGUUAAUCGAUUUUCGACACUACAGCAUUGGAGUGAAACCAAUAGGUGUCAGUAAGAAAUUAAAGAAAAUAGCUGCAAAUGAGGUGCCUGACCUUCACGAAUACAACGAUAUCAGUGAAUAUAUUCUACGCAAAGGAAUGUCUGAAAGCGAAGCAGAAAGUGAAGCAGAAACAAGCGCAGUAACUCUCUCUCAGAAUUACCUUGGCCGGAGUAACCCCAAAUCCUCUCAGAGAGCAAUAAAACUGACCGAGAUUGGACCACGAAUGGAAUUGGAGCUAGUCAAAAUACAGGCUGAAAUGUGUGAUGGAGAAAUUCUUUUUCAUCAACGUGUGACGGAUUCUGUCUCCGAAGAAUAA
Molecule: messenger RNA, 2325 nt
Organism: Paraglomus occultum
Lineage: Eukaryota; Fungi; Glomeromycota; Glomeromycetes; Paraglomerales; Paraglomeraceae
Source: the annotation of a GenBank genome assembly